Messenger RNA from Pteropus alecto (black flying fox), 11750 nucleotides. It is a transcript of the gene ANKRD31, whose product is annotated as ankyrin repeat domain 31. Lineage: Eukaryota; Metazoa; Chordata; Mammalia; Chiroptera; Pteropodidae. Gene Ontology annotation, molecular function: protein binding. The transcript is spliced from 26 exons. The coding region runs from base 6083 to 11611 and encodes 1842 amino acids. The record is from RefSeq and is a predicted model, not a curated record.
UGUUCCCAUAGGCGAUAGCCAAGCAGUAAUUUUCCAGCCAGCACAAGAUAAGGAUUAUGAAGGAAUUUCCCCAGAAGGUUUCAGACCAAGGUUUGGAAACUUCCAUUCUUAAACUUUGCUUAAUUGAGAAUUCCAAUGAGCAUAUGCAUUCAAAAGCAAGCAAUAAAGAAAUUCUAAUUGUUUGGUUUUAUGUUCUUGAGACAAUUUCUGUAUGAUUCCAAAAUGUAUUUCAAAAGAAUCUUUAUUGCACUUAACUAAUAAUUGGCAUUUAAUGAUAAAUCACAAAAUUUGGCCUGGCCACAAAUUUCGUGUCAAGGGGAUCUAUGUGCCUUCUUUUCUUGUGGUUUACCUUCAGAGCAAAAAGUUUAUAGAAGUAUAAUUUUAAGAGCCUCUUUUAAAGUAAUGAACAACCCACAUUACCAUCUUAAUUCACAUUGCCCUUAGCAUUUACUUGUGUAAACAUGUUAGACCUCUGGCCUUCACUUUUUGUUCCUUUUUGUUGUCAUGGGUCCUGCAUUAAGACAGAGAAUUUUAACAAUAACGAUGAUGAUUAUGACAUACAGCUUUCUAUGUACCAGCUGCUUUUCUAAGUGCUUUAUUUAUAUUUAUUUAAUUCUCAUAACAAUUCUAUGAGGAAAGCAUUAGUAGCAUCUGUUUUUUACAAAUAAGCUACAGAAACAAAGAAAUUAUGUAACCUGCCUAAAUUCACACAACUCAGAAGUGGCAGAGCUGGAAUAUCAAUUUUGAAAUCUAGUUCCCAAGCACAUGCUCUAAAUCCACUGUACUUAUCUCUUGCAUUAGCUUAAUAUACACUGUUUUGUAUUAGACUACAUCAUGAUUGUUGAAGCUUCUGAUGCUCUAUUGUGAAAGACUUCUGUAAUAUCAGCAAAGAGUUUUACUUAUUUACCAUUCAUAGUUCAAAGUUGUGUUCAAAUUUAUAUCUUCUGAUCUUGGGCAGUUUUCUUUCUUUGUCUUGUACAAUCUUUCUUUUUUUGAAUUUUAGGGGUAAUUUUUUUAACCAGUACAUUUCAAGUGAUUGGUUACUUAGCUUUUGGCAGAUACUAUGACUGAUUGUCACUCCCUGCCCAAGCUCAAGAAUAUUCACUGAAGACCUACUCAGUGCUAAGCUAAAGGAUAGGCACUCAAGGUACAUAGUUAAAUGAGAAAACAUACACGAACAGAUCCUUUCCAGAUGACAUGGUAAGCGUUCUGAGUGAGGUAUGCAGAGAGCCCACUGAGUAAAGAGAUAAGGCAUGGAGUUUGGAGUGUGGUGUGUUUUGAACAAGGGGAGGAAGUGGUUUGCAAGAAGGCUAGUUUAGCCACCAGAGCCAAGAUUGUGAGCAUGAGAAUGGAGGUAACAUACAUACAGGAGCAGAAAAUUAAUUAGGCAGAAUAUUCUAAACUAGUAGCUGAAAAUAGUAGCUGAAGCCUCUUUUGAAGUUGAGAGCAAAGGUCUCUACAGGAAAGGGUACACAUAUUAAAGAUCGCUUCUCUCUGCUGAGCCUGCUUUCAUUGUUUGUGCUUUUGUUUGUUGUUUUCUUCACAGUUCCCCACUCCUCUGUUUAGGUCUUUCUGGAGCUUUAUAGAAGCAGUUGGGAAGUAGGUAUCAGCUGUAUUGGAUACUUUUUUUUUUUUUUUUUAAGGAAAAAGACUGCUCACACAAGAUAGAAACAAACUAUGUAUAAUGAGGAGUGAGUGUUCAUUCUUAAUAUUCCUAGGAUUCUUAGCUAAGGUGACUGGGUCACAAAGGAGUCAACAGAAGACCAAGAAAGGAGGUGAAAAAGAAAAAAAAAUUGACCCAGGAAUGAGCACUACUUUUUAUCCCUCAGUAACAAACCCGGUCCUGGUCUCAAUUGAUAAGUGCGAAGUGAGCCAUUUAAUACAAGGCUGCAUCCAGCUUAGUUGUCAAGUCCUAUUUCCUUCCUAUUCAUUCUCCCAAUUCUAACCUUUCUCUCUAGCUUUGUUUAGCUCCCAAUUGAGAGAGACCAGAAGGAAAUUAUAAUGGGAAGAGGGGUGGGGAAGGAAGUUUAGAAGGAGGUAGAUAAGAUUUCACCAGGCAAGAAUUGAAGAAAACGAAGAAGGAUAAUGGCUCAAAGGGACUCUCCUCAGCUUCCCUGAGCAGCCCUAUCUAAGGAGAAACCAGCUUUCCUGAGCAGCCCUAUUGAAGGAGACACCAAAGAGCAAUUUCCUAGAGCUGCACACAGUAGGCAAUCUUUCAAUACAAAGCUGCACAGAGUAGGCAAUUUUUUAAUACAGAAUUAUUUUCACUCAUAGGUAAAAGUGGCCCAAACAGUAUAUAGGACUCUAACUAUAUCUACUACAAAUUGCAAAUGAAUUUAGCUACAUCUAACAGAACCUGAACUAAAAGUGGCUUAAACAAGACAAGCAUUUCUUUCUUUUUUGGAUAAAGGAAACUGGGGGUAGGUAGUCUAGGAUUAGCAUGGCAACCCAGGAGGCUUUCUGAUUCUUCUGUCUCCCUGCCUCACCAUCCUCAGCAUGUGUCUUCCAUCCUCAGGGUCACCUUGUGGUCUAGGAUGGCAACAGGAGCUCCAUACUUCAUAUCUGCAUUUCUGGAAGGAGCAAAGUAAAAACAAAAGGGCAAAAAAAGGGCCCUUCACAGCUGAGUCAGCACCCUUCUCAUAGUUUCUCAAUGGCCAGAGAGUACAAGGCCAUACCUAGCAACAAGGGAGCUGGGGAAUGUAAUCUUUAUUUCUAGCAACAACGUGCCCAGCUCAGAAUUGAAGAAAGGUUCCCACUUCUGUGUCUUUCAUGAUGUUCCUGCAUUGAGUGAGCACACAAUAAGUACCCAAUACAGUUGUUGAUCCCUUAACAGCAAGAAACAAUUUUACUAUCAAGUUUUUGGGGCAUAGGAAAAAACAUAAAUCAAAGAUCUGUAUUUUAUAAACAUUAGCUUGAAAUGUCAAUAGACACCUAGACUUGACUUUUAGCUAAAUCUACCAAAAACAUAUAUCACAAAUGGUCCAACAUAAGAAAAUAAUCUAGGAAACUAGCAAAGUGGGCUCCCUUUUUAGAAUAAAGAACCUCACUGACCUUAUUUAUUGCUCUAUGUCAAACACUUGCAACAUUGAAUGAAUGAGUUACAGCAACUUUCCAGCCAAUUUGUGGUCUUGAUUUCUUCAUAAUCCAGAUCUCCUGCUUUCAUCUCUGCAUUUUUUAAUACCUACUAUGCUUUGUAUGCUGUUCAGUUCUGUACCACAAUUGCUGCCUCCCGCUUUGAAAUGUCUUAGGCCUGUGAAUUUUGCCUCCCUGAAAAGGUUUCCAGUUCUUUCCACCUUUGCCUCAGCGGAUUGAACUGAAGCUGCAGUUGCUGAUGCUUCUAAAGCCCACAGUUCGGGGGCCCAGCAAACACUGUUGUCUUCUGGCCUUGGCUCAUCCCUAAAAUCUUACUUUUUUCCUUCCACUUUGCACCUUCCAGGCUUUGAGUAGCAUGUACUACUUCAGUAACAGGAUGUUUUGAGAUGCUCUUGGUAAAAUUUCCCUAGCUAGUUCUUAGCAUCCUUAAAGCUGACAUUUCCUUCUUGUGGAAAGUGAGGGAGAUUAGCAAACUACCCACCGUUUUCAAGAAAGGCACUGCCAAUGUCUCUGUGCUUCCUCCAGGAAGAGAGGCUACUCAUCGGCAAAGGCUGCUAAGUGCCUCUCUAUUCAGAACUCCCACUUGCUUGUUCUUUUGAAAUAUAUGUCACUAUAAAUAAUUUAAGAAGAAAUUUGACCCAUAUACCCCAAGAAAUGUUAAGAAAAUUUUAAUUGAUGUCACUAUGGGCUAAUAAUUUUUGCUCUAAAGAAGGUAAUAAAAGCAGCCAGAACAGCCCCUCCCCUUAGCCAGCCCUUUAUUGAAACAGUUGCUGUGGAAACCCUACAGGAGCUUGGCUGUAGGCUGUGGACAAAGCUCUGUGUCUCUACCCUGUUCCUCACCAAAGAAUCAUCUUUCUUUUGAAAUCUAGGACUGGCUGGACCACCAGAUAAUCCCUAUUUUGGUAAAGAGCUCAAACCAUGUAUGGUAACAUCUGACAUUGCUUGGCAUUGUAUUUAAUAGGGGGUAAAGUGAGAGUGAGACCAUUUGGCUGGUCUCGGUCUUUAGGUGCCCUUCUCAUAGCAACAAAAAGUUACCAUUGUGGGCUACUGGGGCUCAGUUCUGUUGGGGACCCUCUAUAUGUGCAAGGGCUGAGAUACUGAGACUUUGGAAAAGCCAAGAGGCCAAAAAAAAAAAAAAUUUGAGAGACUUGAUGAUAGGCACUUGAAGGGAGUAGACUUCAGCCUGCCAAGAACUGUCUACCUCACUUGCAGCUGAAGGUAACACAGGAACAGAUGUGGCAAGGGGUAGCUUUCUGUUGUGAGGACUGCAUUAUGGGUCACCAUACCAGCCUUUUCAUUUCUUUCCUUUUCUCAUUGGGCCUCUUUUAACUACAAGCCUUCAGCUGUUUUAGAAGCUGGCGCUGUUUCCCCUGAAGUUUUUAUAAUUCCUUACUAAUGCCUGGGCAAUAGUGUCCUAUUCACAAACCACAUUCUAAAGGCCUCUUAUUUUCUCACUCUGGUUGUCCUCGUCCUCUGAGUAGGACUGGUCCCCGUAACUAGUGGCUGUCAAUAUUUUUAAGCUUAUAAGUACUCUAGUUUACACAUGGAAAGUGAUCAAUAUAUAUUUGUUGAUGAUUCUACAAUAGUGAAACUCUGACCUUAUAAAUACUGUUAAGCAGAAACUUGUCUAAUCAAGUGAAAUCAACAUUUAUUGCAGUAUUUCAAAGAAAAGACAAGAAAGCUGAUGGGUAGUUACGUAGGAAUUCGAGAAGCUCCUUACACACAAAUGGAGUUUCACUGUUUCCGAUAUCUAAAGAUCUCAUCUUUGUCAGACAGAGGAGGCAUAUCAUUCGUGGGAGUUAGGGUUUAAAAUCAGUGCAAAAAAGGAACUCCAGCAGGAUCUCAAGGCGGUUUUUUUUUUUAAUCAUGUGGGGAGAGAAAAUGUCAGUCAAAAAUAUCCUUAAAAUCUCUUUAUAUUUCAUAAAAAAUAGUAUAUAUAUUUUGUUUUUACAUUGAUAGAACUUUUAUGCACACUACAUUUGAAACUCUCAAACUCUUAGAAGAGUUUAUCUGUAGAUAGUUAAGCAUGCCAACCUUUCUGCUCGUAAGAUUUAACUUUUAAACUCUAAAGCGAAUGAGAGGUAGGUAGUGAAUGCUAAUGUGUUUGUGCUUGCUUACAGGGAUGCUCUAAUCUAUGUCACUGUUACUCCACGGUAUGCUAUUAGAUUUGAAGUGUGCUUCUUGUUAUGAGUUAGCCCAUUAUUUGUGAUAUAUUUUGCAAAUAUUCCAGUUUGUCUUUUUGACUUUGCUUAUAUUUUUGCUACACAAAAGUUUUUUUUUGUUUUUUGUUUUUUGAUAUAGUCUGUUAUUGCAUCUGGAUUUUGAAUUAUAAUUCAGAAGCCUUUCCCCACACCCAGGUUAUAAAGAAAUUCAUCUGUGUUUUCUUUCAGUACUCAUUUGGUUUUGUUCUUUACAUUAAGAUCUCUGAUUCCUUUGGAGUCUAUUCUUGAGUGUAAUGUGAGAUGUAGAUUCAAUUUAAUAUUUUGCCCAGUGGCUAUAUUCUGGUUUUCUUAUUCACAAAACAUUGUUCUCUGCAGUCACACGUCUUUAAGCUCUCUCAUAAGGUGAGUCACUUCUGUAUAUAAUGAAUCAUAUUAGUUAUUUUGUGUGUGUUUGGUUCUAAAGGGUACUGUUUUCUGAAACUGUUUACAGAUUCUGAGGAUGUACCUUAUCUGGAGCCCUAGCGCCUUAUGAAAAGAAUAUUGUAUUUACAAAGCACUUUUCUAAUUGUCCAGACCUGCUCAGGGAUUGUAGAAAUUUUAAAUAAGUUACAGGUAAUGGAGAACCUAACUCACAGAGGCUUAAACGUUUUCCCCUCAUCUCUAUCAAGAAAAUCUGAAAGUUGCUCUUUGAUCAAGACAGAUCUCUUAGAUCUGAGUUCAGUCUCCAUCCUGGUAUAAGUGGAACAUGCAAAGGCACACGUUCUCCUGAGAUUCAACUUAAAUUCAAACUCAGAGAAGAGCCGCAAGAGCAAAUAAGUAAAAAUAAGAUGAUUCCUGUUCUUAGUGAGGAUGCAGUCUUACAGCAGCCUCCAGAUGAAAUGGAACAAAACCAAUCUCUGUUACAAAAAAGUUGUCCAGUGUUCACUGUGUCAUUGCCCCAAGCUGAACUUUCACUGAAUCACCAAAGCAUUCAAGGGCCUACAACUGAAAAUCCUGAAGUUUUGCCACACCCAGCAAAGGAACUAAGUGCCGACAGAGACUCUCCUGAAAUUAGCAUUCUCUCGAGUACUGCUAUUAAAGUAUCUGAAUUGGUUGCUGUAAAGGAGAAAUUGUUAAUAGAGCCACAGAAGAUCUUAGCAGGAUCAAAUACAUUUUCUGAGUUUGGAAAGGAAGUCACAUUGAGUGUGACUUCCGAAGAAACCAAGGAUGAAGAAAGCUCUCUUGAAACGUUUGUAUCUGCCUUAGAAAAGUUACUAACAUCACCAGAAAUCACCCAGGAAGAAAGAUUGUUUGAAAUAAUGAGUGAUUUUGAACCUAGAGAGUUGAUGAACCCAUUGAGCAACUCUCCAAAUUCCACAUCAAUACCUUUGACAUGCCACAGAGAUUUACUGGAAAACACAAAGGAUGAUGCAUUGCCAGCUGAGUUGUUAGCAGCCUUAAACACUUUGUCAGAAGCCAAGGUAGGGCCCAUCUGUCACAGAAAUGAAGGAGGCAGCAGUCUCAGUGCUGAAAGUGAAUGUGUAGGAAUAAAGCCCAACAUUUCUCAGACUGAUGAAGAUUGUACACAAAUAUCAGAGGUGAAUUUUGAGUCUCUUUGUUCUACUCCACCAUUUGAACAAGAUUCCAAGUUAUCCGAGUUGCAGGACAAGCAUCUUUCAGUGCAGCAAGUAAGUACUCUAGAAGACUCAAAUCCACUUGGAAAGCAGACUUUGGUGCAGCAAAAUGCCAUCUCUUGUGAUCCACUAAAUAAUAAAGGAAAUUUAAAUCCAGUGGAAAAUAGCUCUGACCAGGACACUCCAUGUGUAUUAAGGAGAUCAUCCAGAGUUAAAAUAGGCAGAUAUGCAAAGCACACAGAUGACAUGUAUAAGAUGCCAGGAAAGAUUUUACCAAAAAUACUUGGCUGUGAGAAUCAAACAAAUAAUAACUCUUCAACUGAAAAUUUCAGGAUUCAGGAUCCUGCUAUAAUGAUUAAAGGCAAAAGGAAGAAUGUGCAUUCAUCCAGACUUAAGAGUGGAGAACAGAUCUGGAAAAACAGAAAACUUACAAGAAAAAAUGAUAAAAUGAAGAUGAAUAAAAUAUCUCUUUCUAGCAUUAACCGGAGAAAUAUUUUUGGAGAGAACUUACUGUAUAAGGCUGCUCUGUCCAAUGAUGCUGAUCUUGUUCAUCAUUGUAUUAAAAAAGGUGGAAAUGUUAAUCAACCAACUUACGCUGGUUGGACAGCACUUCAUGAAGCUAGUGUAGGAGGAUUUUAUGAGACAGCAAGUGAACUAGUAAAAGGUGGAGCAGAUGUAAAUAUCAAAGGAAUGUACCAGAUCACUCCCCUACAUGAUGCUGUGAUGAAUAGACAUUAUAAGGUGGCAGAGUUACUUCUUUUGAAUGGAGCCGAUCCAUUAUUUAGAAGUGACAAUGGAAAGUGUGCUUUGGAUGAGGCCAAAGAUGCAUGUAUGAAGCGUCUUCUUGAGAGAUAUGUUCAUAAACAUCAAAAACAUCUUGUUUCAGCUCAAAAGAAUAGCAAUGACCCACUAGACAUAGAGGAUGCACACCAGCACAAGAAACGAAAAUUCACUUCUAAAAAUUGCAUUGGAUUUAUUUGUGAUGAAAAUUCCAACAGACAGAAUCCAGAACAUAUAAAAAUUGAUAAAGGAAGCAAAGAAAGUUUGUUUAUAAAGAAAGAAGAUGUAUAUGAACAUUACCAAAGGGAUUUCAAAAACACGAAAUCUGGUAAAUCCAAGCAUCAGCAAUCAGUUCUUAAUCAGAUAUACUCUACAGGAUUCAGAAAGGACAAUCUCCAUAAUGUCAAAAUUCCCAGCACAAAUAUGUCUAAAUACAAAGGAAGAAGAAACACACAACAUAAAAGUACUCAAGUGGAUAAUGCAAUCCAAGAAAGCAAUCCAAGAAAGACAAUAGCCAUCUCUUCUUCCAGAAGAAUAAACAGAUGGAUUAUUCCUCAGCAACGUAUUCUCCAAACCCUUGAUGACCUUCCAGAAGAGUCACGUAAACCUUGUAGCCCAGCUCUGUCAGGCCUGAAAAAUGGAUUCAGUAACAAUAUUGAGGCUUAUUCAGUUCCCAGAGAGAAGCAUACUAAGAGCCUGGAUUUAUCAGAUAAUCAAGAAAUAAAAUUCUUGGAAUUGGAACCCAUUGAUCAAGCCAAAGCUGCUUCUUUAUCAGGACUUUCUUUAUAUAAAGAAAUCGAGCUACCAGUUAUUACUACAGAUCAGCAGCCUAAUACUCACCAAGAACAACAGUAUAUUAGUCUUUGUAAAUCUCAUGAAAACAGUAACUCUGGUGAAAAAGAGAGCUUUAGUAAGUGGGAAACUUUUAAUAAUGAUAAUCAUGGUGAUUGCUGUACCUCUGAGAAGACUGUUACAUCUAAAAAGAUAAUAUGUUCUACAGGUUGCAAAAGCCACUAUAAUUAUAAAGAAAAUUUACCAAAUAGAGAAGAAAUGGAUUUUCAACAGUUUUUACCUUCUGAAGACCAUUUUUCACAGGAAGAUAAGUUAAAAGCAGGCAGCCUAAGCAUACUUCCACAACAAGAAGCUGUUAAUUUUUCUAAUUCAGAUAAUAGAGCAGUUUCUGAACCACAUGUUGCAAAUUAUGAACAAUACAUGUAUGACACUUCUUUUGAUCACCUACAUGGAAAUCCUGAUCAUACUUCUCUGGCUUGUACAAGGACAAUUUCAACACAUGAAGUUCCAGAGUUGAUUAGUCAUGUGGAACAAUUCAAAAGGCCUCUGGAUUGUAGCCCCAAAACACCAACUCCUUUAAUGAAUCAAACAGAUACACAUAUUGUGGAAAAGGUGAAUAAGAAUGAAGGCACUAAUAGGAAUUCCACUGACAAAGGCCAAAAACCAAGAUCUUCAAAUGGGCCUUUAUCCACAGUUGUUCAUUCUCAAGUAAUAAAAACAACUGAAGUUGUAAAAAGGAGACAAAGCCUUCCAAAUGAUGGAAUCAUACAUAAUAUAGAUUUUCAUCCUACUGACAAUGUGAAUAAAGGACUGAUCAGCAUCUCACAACUUAAUCAAAGAGAAGAGAAGGAAAUUUCUCACCAACCAGAUGAGGAAUUAGCUAAUAAUAUCAAUGGAGAUGAAAACAUUAUAAUAAAUUGUGAGGAGGAAAAAGAAAAAACAGAUUCAGAAAUUUGCAUAUCUACUGACAUCCAAGAACACAAAAAAGUUCAGAACUUCAGGAAAAGACAAAAUUUCUUGAAAGCUGCCUGCAGCAAAGAAAAGAAAACAGCUGGGAUCAGUAAGAGGAAUGCCAGAGGGGAAAGCCAGCUUCAUUUGGCUGCCAGAAGAGGAAAUUUGUCUCUGGUGAAAGCUCUAAUAGAAUCUGGAGCAGAUGUGAAUUUGAAAGAUAAUGCAGGUUGGACACCACUGCAUAAGGCAUCUAGUGAAGGAUCUAAGGAUAUAAUUGUAGAGUUGUUAAAAGCUGGUGCUAAUGUUAAUUGUGAAAAUCUGGAUGGAAUUCUGCCUUUACAUGAUGCUGUUGCAAACAAUCAUUUAAAGGUAGCUGAGAUUCUGCUACAACACGGAGCAAACCCUAAUCAAAAGAAUCAAAAACAGAAGACUGCUUUAGAUGAAGCAGAUGAUGAAAAAAUGAAAGAGCUGCUAAAAUCUUAUGGUGCUAUUGAGGCUGAUAAUAGAGAUGAGAGUAAUGCUGUAGUCACUGUGAAAGUCCCUGCUGUCCAGCCCAAAAGACAUAACAAGUGUUUUUGUGAAGACCGCAAAACUGUUGAUUCGCCUUCUCUUUCACACCAAGAUGACACAAGAGAAAGCCUUCCUGUGCAUCAGACCAUCAGUGCCAUUCUACAAGAUAUAGAAGAAAAACAAGAAAAUUUAUUGGAGUUUGAAAUAAGAACCCCUGAAGAUGCAGAACAAUACAUCGAAAAGAUGUUAGAGAUAAAAGAGGUUAUGGAUAAUGUGCUUGCCAAGCAAAAGGCUGAAAGGGACGAUCUGGCUAAAAAAUACAGGGUGUCCAUAGAAUCAUUUAAGCAUGGUGUCCUGAGAGAACAACUUGCUAACUUGGCCACAAGACAGAAGAGCCUUUUAGUAGCGGCAAAAAAACAGAAAAAAAUAAGCCAGAGAAUUCAAAACUAUAAGAAUGUUACAUCUUUAUCUGGUCUUAGUUUGAAGAAGCUGCCAUUCAGCUCCCAGAUCUCUAGUGAAAAGGACAGCCAAGAGUUUACCAGUCUAGAAAAUUCAGUGCAGCCCCAGUCAAGUUCACUUUCUCCUGCUAGCCGUGUUUGUGGAAACAUACAGGAAACACAGUUGUCUCGGGAAAGGUGGAACAACAGCCAAAAUACCAACACUUGUCUAAAUUUAAAGACAGCAAGAAGGGAAGAAUUUUCUGGAAAUGAGCUGAAUUCUAAACAAAAUGUCAGUGACUGUAACUUGGAUGAGUUACCAAAAUCCCGAUCUUCAGAUGGCACUAAGAAGAUUAAAUUACCAUCCCAACCUGUUGCUUUUAUUGCUCAAGCAGAAUGUUCACAAAAAGAAAAUGAUCUUACAGAAACAAUAGCCAACGGAUAUGAAUCCUGUAGUCCUUCAGCACUAACUGGCACAUUAAAUAUUUCAGAAACCACAAGUACACCUGCCCAAAAUGAUGCCCAGACAUCAGCUGUUGUUUGUGGUCAGGCAUUUUCCAACUGUGAUCCAAAAAGAGGAAACAGGAAAACAGCUUCCCAGCAACCACCUAGGAGGGCAUCAGAAACCCUGACCCAUCAAGGGAUUGAUGACUUAGGCUGUAAUACUGGGCAUCAGAUGAAACCAUAUCUUAAAAAAUCAGCUUUUGCUGCUCCACAUGCAAAUGACAGCCAGAGCACCUCUUCCCCUGGGUCUGGCUGUCCACAUAUUACAAAAAAGCCUUCAAACCAGAGCACAGCUUUGAAAAAGAAAUGUAUGCAGAUAAAGGAUCUGAUAGUACUAGGAAGAAUUAACCCAGGAAAUAUUUUGGAAUUCAAAACACAGGAGGCUACCCACAAAGCCAGUGUUUUAUUGAGUGGUAAAAUUAAGGUAGAAAAUGGUCAGAUUUAUCAAAAUCCAGUCACCUGGCUCAAAGAUCUUCUAGGAGGUGAUAGUUAUGUGACCUGGAAUUACGCUUGGAGUAAGAUAACGUAUAUGGGGAAGGAGCUUUUGAAGUAUGUUUCCGAGGAAGUUCCCAUACCUCCAGAACCAAACUUAGUACCUCAGGAACAUCAGCCGUGUCUUCCAGGAACUUCCAGAGAGUCAAUGCAAGGCAUCCCACCUUAUCUACAAAUAAAUGAGAUCCUAUUAGUCAGUGAUCAAGAAUUUCUCCCCUGCCAUAUAAUGGAUCAGCAUUGGAAGUUCUACGUGGAAUGUGAGGAGCUAACAUUCUAAGGCCUUGUUUUCUUAAGAAUUUAUUAGAUAUUUGUUCAUAUUAUUAACUAACAUUCACAUUUCAUGUUCUGUGAUCUGAUGGGCCAAUUUGAACACACACUUAUAACUCUUCAAAUAAAGGCAGUUUUGAAGUAAACCA